AGCAAGGCCGCCACUUAUAUCAACGUAGCUGUAGUCAUGCUUAUGAUCAGCCAUUAUUUGCAAAGAACCUUCAUCUAUGGUAUUCUGAUCCGAGGGAAUUCCAAAAUACCUCUGCAUGUACUCAGUUUCUCGUUGACAUUUUGUACACUCAAUGGUUACAUGGUUGGGCGAUACCACACCGAGUAUGCUGUGUACGAUGCAAGCUGGCUAACAGAUCCAAGAUUUAUAAUAGGUGUUUCGAUGUUUUUUAUUGGGAUGUUCAUCAACAUCCAUUCUGAUCACAUCUUAAGAAACCUGAGGAAACCCGGAGAAACCGGCUACAAAAUACCCCGAGGUGGGAUGUUUGAGUACGUGUCUGGGGCUAACUACUUUGGUGAGGUAGUCGAGUGGACGGGAUUCUCAGUAGCUUGCUGGACCCCUCAUAGUCUGUGUUUUGCAAUAUUCACUGCUAGCUAUAUUGGAUUUAUCAAGGCUUUCUCCCACCACCGGUGGUACCUCGAAAAGUUUGAAGAUUAUCCUAAGAGCAGGAAGGCGAUUAUACCAUUCAUCAUAUAAAACAAUGUCAAGUUUUAAAGCAAAAGCCUGAAUUCUGUCAAAAUCAGUGAAGGCCUACCCAUCGAAUAUCAGCAGUAAAAGUGGAGCAGCCCCCAUCCUGUUUUAAAAAAUGUAUUUGCGGACACUUUCACUAACUGUCUUAAUCUCAUGAACGAUUUUGAGUUGUUUUCUUUUUUAUUUAUUACAUUUCGCUCAAUUACUUUGUUUAACUAAAAUAAACUCAUAACUGGAUCAUAACAUGAUUUCAUUACGCAAUUUUAUCAGGAAAAUCUGGAAUAAUAGUAUCAUUGCAUAACUGAAGCUAUACUGGAAUACAAAUGAUCUUCAAAAUAACUAAAACUGAUUCUGAAAAUUGAGACAAUAAAAAAUUAACAAACUGUAACAAAAACAGUUUGAAUAUUUGAUGAAAAUGCAAACAGAUCAAUUUACAGCACAGCUAUAAUAAUCAUAUAACUAAUUGUUUGUGUACCCUUACACCAAUGUGUGUUAAGCACUAUAGACUUAUGUUCUGUGAAACAAUCCACAGGCAAAUCACUCGGAAGGGAUUCAAACCCAUGACCUUAAUCCGGUAAGCAAUUAUAAGAUCAAUUAAGCAAUACUUUAACUCACAAACAUAGAGCAUUUGUGUUACAUAUUUAUAUAAAAUACUUAAUUGAACAUUCUUUUCAUAAAGCUAAAACAAUUCAUGAUAAAUUUACAUAUAGCUUCUAGGAUAGCAUUGGUAUAUUAUUUUACUUUUUUUACAAAAAAAUUACACCUUCCACUUCCAACAUUCUUAUCUAUAUACUCAGGAAAGCUUCUUAUAGUCCUACAUUUUGGUAAUUUAACAAAUCUGGUAGAUUAAUGUACUUAAUAACUUAUUUACAGUAGCCUAUAUGUAUUAUAUACACCAUUACCAUCAAGGCAUUGUACAUUAUUGGUAAAUCAAAAUAUUUGUAAGCCUCAAAACUGACUUGGUAUCGAGUAAUGGGGAGCUGUUGACAGUAUAAAACAUU
This is a messenger RNA of Asterias rubens (European starfish), 1550 nucleotides long. RefSeq names its product 3-oxo-5-alpha-steroid 4-dehydrogenase 1-like. The transcript has 5 exons. The record is from RefSeq and is a predicted model, not a curated record. Gene Ontology annotation, molecular function: 3-oxo-5-alpha-steroid 4-dehydrogenase activity. Bases 37 to 555 code for a protein of 172 amino acids. Gene Ontology annotation, biological process: steroid biosynthetic process. NCBI's taxonomy places the organism in Eukaryota, Metazoa, Echinodermata, Asteroidea, Forcipulatida, Asteriidae.